AUGGUCGAUAGUGGUGUCCCCCAGGGUUCAGUACUGGGACCCAUUUUGUUCCUUAUCUACGUGGACGAUGCCGCAAGAGAUUUAGACUGUGAAGUAGCAAUGUUUGCGGAUGACAUGAAGAUAUGGAGUGUCAUUCGGGGUCCUGCCGAUGAAGACAGACUGCAGAUGAACCUGAAUCGGUUGGAGGAGAAGUCAAACCGUUGGCUCCUGCGGUUCAACGUUGCCAAAUGUAGCAUACUUCGCCUAGGCAACACAGCCAGAUCCGCCAGCACAAGAGGCUACUUUCUGGGCGGUGCAGCCCUACAAGAGGUCGAAGCCCAAAGGGACCUCGGUGUGCUGACGACGAGUUCCUUAAAACCAUCCGCCCACUGUUCGAGGGUGGCAAAAACCGCAAUGUCGGUACUGUACGCCAUCAAGCGUGCGUUUAUGGACUUUGACGAAGAAGCUUUCUCUAAGACAUUCGGAACAUUCGUCCGGCCGCAUUUAGAGUACGGCAUACAAGCUUGGAGGCCGUGGGCUGUUGUGGAUCAAAACUGCCUUGAAAGAGUCCAGAGGAGAGCCACGAAGAUGGUUAGGGGUCAAAGCUCCUUUCCUUAUGCAACCCGCCUAGUAAAUCUGAACCUAUUUCCUUUGAGUUACAGGCAACUUCGCGGAAAUCUCAUGCAAGCCUUCCGCAUUGUAAAGGGGUUGGAUUGCAGUCUGGCCUUUGAGGACUUCUUUGAAUUUCCUACUACGACCAACCUCCGAGGUCACCCGUUAAAACUGCACACUCAGCAGGCACGGCUGGAUGUGCGGAAGUUCUCCUUCUCGGUUCGGGUGGUCAAACCAUGGAAUGAGCUUCCCGCAGAUGUUGUGAUGUCACCAUCUAUACAAAGUUUUAAGAAGAAUCUGGACAUAUUUAUGUUCCGAAAUGACCAAGAGCGAUGAGAAGUCGAGCUCACCCCCUGUAACUCCUUCUCAUUUUGUCCCACCAUUAUGGGCGUGUUCGAACUAUUUCAGCCCGGAACAUCUAUCUGUACACCACACAUUUUUUACGUUGCAAAUAGGGUACUCAAAGGCUUACGCCUAUUUCCCUCAAUAAACUGAACUGAACUGAAAAGUCGUCCGCAACCAUUUGAUUCUUGAAGCUUAAGUCGGCCGCGGCAUGAAAUGCCUGUGAGAGUAAACGAUCAAAAUUUUCGUUGGCGUUGGGAGGGUGAUGGACGCAGCCAACGAGUAAGGAAAACUUAUUUUUAGUGAAACCUGGAGCCAGCGACUGCCUUCAACCGUGGAAAAAUGCGGGAGGUUCAACGGCAGAAAUAUACGUGUUUGCUUAACGUUGACGCAACUGCCCCCACCACGGCUGGCUGGAGGGUCAUUUCGAAUGCAAGUAUGGCCUAGAAGAGAGAGUUCGGAGUCAGCCACGGAAACUAAUGCCCAUGUCUCGGUUACUAAAACAAUAUCUGGACGAUGGACGUAUACCAGAAUCUGAAGCAAAGGCCUCUUAUUUAGCAGGGAUCUGGAAUUUUGGACAACAAGUUUGACACGAAGGACCGUUUGUUUCUGAGCGAGGUGGACAACGUCGUACAGUGCUUCGCUGCCCACGGAACACACGGUCCAGAUGAACCCAUUCGGUUCUACAAAAAAUUCUGUGGCAUUAAAAUAUUUUGACGUGGAUAAAAAUGAGCAGGACUUGGAGGCGGAAAUGACGGGCAGGCAAAUUGGUAACCAUUGUUAGCUAGGUCAUUUUCAGCUGAAAAUCCACGGGCCGAAUGCUGCCACUUAUUCCCGUCGGAACGAAACUGAGGAGCGGAUGAGUUAACUGACCCAGCAUGGACAUUGGAAUGAGGAAAGCAUUGGUAAAACGGCCGUGGAGGAAACGUGUUAGGGGGUGUGGAUGCACUGUUUCCAUUGGAGCAAGAAUUCAAUUAAAGGCGAAAAUGUCGGCAUAUUCGGCCUACCCGCCACAAUGUGAGUGCUGGGGGGUAGUUGAAAACAUGCUACGUUUUGGGCCGUGUUGUUUGAGGCAGUGUUAGGCGACUGUAGCUGGAUUUACCCGGUGCCCGAGUGGCUGAGACGGCAUUUGGAUUCGCCCUUGACUGAGGCACAUGCUUAGGCUUGCUAGGGGUUGCUGGAAGAAUCGGUAGGGGCGUUUUCGUACCAGGCGUGUUGAUGUGUUUGAAGAUAUCAGCAUCAAGAGUAGUCAAAUUCCCUACGGAAUUGACUAUGCCCUGACGUGCAGAGGUCGCAGAUGAUGAUGAUGAAGAGACUUAUUCAAACUGACAAUAAGUGUCCUCAUCUCGGUGUUGGUUUUUGACAAUUUCAAUUUGUUCAGUCUUCGCUGCAAUGGUGUGACGCUCGACAAAACUGAGCAGUGUUAUUUGCGGCAGGAUUCUCUAGUUAUGUCCCUCCUCGACAAGAUAAAAUCGACUUCUAUCAAGGAAAAAGGGUAAUUGGUAUCGGUGCAUUACGACUGAACGAGAACAGUCGUUUAGCCUGUGCGACACUGAAACCCAAGCAACAACUUGCAGGAACAAAUGCGCUCCUUCUAUAGCAGAUAAGUGACUCGGAAUGUUUCGCAGUACAAAAUUAUGCCUGCGUUUUAUUCUCUCCUAGGUUUCUGAGCUUAUUACUUCAAUAACCUUAAACGCCUGUCUAAUGACUUCUUCAGAAGUGCCGUUUUUGUCGUCAUAUAUCAACCGAUAGUGUAUUUCGUCGGCUGAUGUUCUGUUACGACUAGCGGUGGCGUAGUUUUGGACGAUUAAGAGGUCAAAAAGUUCUACUUGGACUAAAGAGGUUUUUAAGUUAACCAUACCCACAGAAGGCAACGAACAUAUUCUGGCACCUGCUGGGUCUCCGGCCACGAUUCUAGCACUCAGAUACGGUGGGGAGGCCGCAAGCUUUCGUCUUUAAGCACGUACUCUUCGGGACAUUAAAAGGUACCAUAUAGGUUUUCCGUUGCAGUACAAGGAUGAAAACGUUGCUAACGUACAGAACAACGCACAGAAUAGCAAAUACUACUUUUAGUUUACUACCAAAAACUAGAAGGAGAUGGUCUGACACGGAGUCAAUAAACGCCAAAAAUACCACGUCCUAGACGCCUCGAUGUGGCAAAAAUCCGGCAAGUCAGCACUGCUGAGGCCCUAAGUAGAGAAAUCCGGACCUGGUUUACGACCCGAGCCGACGGAGAAGUCAGUAAUCAGUGGUCGUCACUGAAGACUUCAGUCUAUGGGGCAGCUGAGAAAAUCCUUGGAUACACUCAGCGACGCCGCAGUGACUGGAUCAGCGGAAGAACCCUGCAGUUGUCUGCUCAGACGUCUAGAGCUAGGUCCCUCAACGAUGACUACUUCCGCCAACUUCGGAAGAUGACGGCAAAAUCGGCCAGGAAUGACCGGAAGCAAUAUUGGGCUGAAAUAGCGACCUCCAUGGAACAGGCCUCGAACGUUGGUGACAUUCGAAAGCUCUACCGUCUGAUCCGCCAAGUUAGCAGUAAGCCCUCUACACUGAGUGACUCUGUUCGCGAUGUGAACGGCGGCUUUAUUGCUGACAACUCGGCCAAAGUCGAGCGCUGGCGUGAGCACUUUGAGCACAAUCUCAACUUCGAUAACCAACCUACCCCGCCAUUGCUCUCCUCCUCAGGGGAGUUUCUUCUCUCUCCUACCUAUGCAGUGCCAUGCGAUCCCCCCUCCGAGGGAGACGUCGCCGAUGCCAUACGAAAGUUGCGCAACAAUAAGGCACCCGGAGAGGACGGUAUACCCGCUGAAGUCUUCAAGUCGUGUGUCGACACUGUGGCGCCCUGGCUCCAUGAGGUAAUUGAAUGAGCGUGGGGAGACGAGGUUGUUCCUGACGACUGGGGCUUAGGCAUCCUUGUACCUAUCCUCAAGAAGGGAGAUAAGACGAGAUGCGAGAACUACCGCGGCAUAAGUCUCAUCGACGUUGCUGCGAAGAUCUUCGCUAUUGUCCUACUCAGGCGAUUCCAGGCUGUGUGUGACUCAAUGACGAGGCCCACCUAAGCCGGAUUUCGUGCUGGACGUGGAUGGGCAGACCAGAUAUUCACACUGAGGCGCAUUCUCGAAUUUCGCCAUAGCUACCAACAACCGACGGCCGUCUGCUUCAUUGACUUUGCCGCCGCGUUCGAUUCCGUUCACCGUGAGUCUCUGUGGCGGAUAAUGGCGCUUGAUUGUGUACCGGCAAAAAUCAUCGCCAUGAUCAAGGCCUACUAUCGCUCCACCACUGCGAGAGUCCUGGUCCGCCACAAUCUUUCCCAACCGUUCGGUAUUCGGUCUGGCGUCCGACAGGGUUGUAUCCUGUCACCAAUACUGUUUAACUACGCUAUUGACUGGAUCCUCGGGAGGGCUCUACGCGAGAAUGACGGUGUUGAAUUUGCACCCGGACAUCGACUGACUGAUCUCGACUAUGCUGAUGAUAUCGCCUUACUCGCUUCAAGUUUUGGUGAUCUGCAGUCUAUGGUGUCACGGGUGACCGAGGUCGCUAAAUCGGUCGGUUUGUCCAUAAACGCUGGGAAGACCAAAGUGUUCUCAAGCUGCAUCCCUGACCAGGAGAAGGCACCCCUCGGGAUUGAUGGCUGUCAACUUGGAGAAGUAGACAGUUUUAAAUACCUUGGGGCGAGGCUGCUGCCUAAUGGACAGAGUAAGGACGACUUUGUCUGCCGAAUCGAUGCUGCCGCUGGGUUUUUUCAAGCCUUCGGAAAUGCCUGUGGAACCGACGUGACCUCUCCAUCGCCACAAAGAUUCGCGUGUACCGUGCAUCUGUCCUGUCUGACCCACAUUCGUACCCCUCAAGGCUGA
Molecule: messenger RNA, 4787 nt
Organism: Spirometra erinaceieuropaei
Lineage: Eukaryota; Metazoa; Platyhelminthes; Cestoda; Diphyllobothriidea; Diphyllobothriidae
Source: the annotation of a GenBank genome assembly